GAUAUUAUGAAUCUUCAUGCUGCAAAGAAAGAAACGUCUCUGGACCACUGCGUCACUUCCGCUUUUUAAAAAUGGCGUACAAAAACACUCCGAGUAGGAUGCUACAGGUCUGCAGUUUCUGCAGGAAUUACUGAAUAUUUGCUUAUAAACGGACGGCUGAUUCUUCCGAGAGUGUGUGGUUGAAGACGCACAGAGUAUUUCAGAAUGAGCAGCAGGAGAAAACGCGCUCCCCCGGUCAGGGUGGACGACGAGGCCAAGAAGAAGCUAAACUGGAACAUGCUUGAGGAUCGCCAGAGGGAAGGUGAAGUCCUCCAGACGGACGACCCGAUGCCAAGCUGCUCAGCAACACCAGCACCCCCAGUGUGCGCUCUCCUUACCCCCUGCGGAUCCGCCCCAGAACGAGGGGAGGGAGAGGAGGAGCUCCAUGGGACGUCCUCGGAUGCAACGGUCGCUUUAUUGUCGGCCUCUCUGUCGCUCUCGGUGCUUCCUACUUCGACGCUGGCUCCCGCCUGGAAGUCGCUGAUAGGCGAGUUCAGCCUCAAACCUGCUAGGGUCCUUGAUCCUGACCGGCAGCACGGAGCGUUUACCCUGCGCAGGAGAGGACAGCGGGUGUUUCUCCGUUACUCGAGCCACGAGGAGAGCUCUGGGGAGCCGGGGAAAGCCCCAGAGGAGGAGCAGGAGGGGGAGAUUGUGUGUACCCAAGAGCACAGCCUUGGUGGUGUCCAGCUGGAGGACAUCGAGUGGCUGCAGAAGAGAGGGGUGGUACAGCUCUGUCACCAAACCAAAGGAGAGGCCAUCCAGGUGGGGAUAUACCUGCUGGAGGCGGGGAUAAGCAAGCCAGAGUUCCUGGGCGAGGGGAAUUCUAGGCUAAAGAAGGCUAACCAGCUAAUGCAAAAGCUAAUGGAGUAUUUCUAUGACUUCAUUAUACCAGAAGUGGUGGAGACGGAGGAGGUGGACUGCGACACCGACCUGGAGCGUCAGAACGUGGAGGAGCUCUACGACUACGUCAGGCACCUCCACCUGCGCCAGGAGCAGCAGCGGGGAGACCAGAAGCCCCUGUACGACGUCCAGCACACGGCCCUCAUCCCCGUGCUGAGACCCUAUCAGAGCCAGGCUGUCAACUGGAUGCUGAGGAGGGAGCGAUACAGGCUCAGCUCCCCCAAAGAACCAUCGCUACACUUUCUCUGGCGUGAGGUGGUCACUUUGUGCGGGAAGAAAUUGUACUACAACCCCUUCACUGGCUGUCUGAUGCGGGAGUUCCCGCUGGCGGGGCCUCAGUGGCCGGGGGGGAUCCUGGCAGACGAGAUGGGCCUGGGGAAGACCGUGGAGGUGCUGGCCCUGAUCCUGUGCAACAGCCGGCAGGGCCUGGAGCCCGACACCCUCACCCUACCCCUGGGGAAGUCUGUGAAUUACUUCGUACCUCCACCACAGCUGGAGAAGGAGGAAGUCAUCCACUGCAAAUCAGAAGCUCUUCCAAAAGUCAGGAUCUCCUACCCCACUGUGCGCGUUAUGCUGCUCACCGCCAUCAAGGAAAUGCGCUCUGGCAAGGGGGCGUCGACCAACGGCAUCUUCACCUACGUCCGCUCCACGUACGGCUACGACCUCCUGAAGAACCGCAACCACAUACGGCGAGCGCUGGUCAAGCUGAUCGACGAAGGCCUGGUGGACAGGGUCAAGGGUCGCGGCCUAGCCGGAUCCUUCCGGCUGGGGAAGAAGUACAAGGAGAAGAAGACCACGGUUGCCACGCCGACUAAGUCUCCUUCCAAAAACAAAGAAGCCCCGCCCAGGAGGACCUCCCAGCGGCGAGCGGAGGAGAAGGUGGACUACGUCUCGCCGGCGUCCCCGGGAGAAGACCCGGAACCCCAGUGGUCCGAGGACGCCACGCCGCGGCUGGAGCGCGCCGAACAAUCAGACGACGGCCCACUCGUGGACAGCUCCCAGGCAUUGCUAUCCUCUCAGAUGGAGGUGGAUGAAACACGGGUAACGUCGCCUCACCGCGACGGACGCAAAGUGGCGACCCGGGGAGAAACCGCCCAUCUGCAGGAGGAACGCACACGCCCCGUCCCACAGGUGGAGACGCCUGCGACCCGGGCUUCCCUCACGCCGUUCAACACGCCAGCAUACCGCUUCGAGUGCAUCUGCGGCGAGCUGGGGCUCGUGGACUACAAGGCCCGGGUGCAGUGUAUGAACUGCCAGCUGUGGCAGCACGCCCACUGCGUCAACUACAAGGAGGAGAGCCGGGAGACCACGCCCUUCUACUGCCCCCACUGCCUGGUCGCCAUGACGCCCGUCCCCACCGGCGCAACCCUCAUCAUCUCCCCCAGCUCAAUCUGCCACCAGUGGGUGGAGGAAAUCAAGCGCCACAUCAGCUCCUCCUCGCUGCGCGUGCUGGUGUACCAGGGCGUGAAGCGGCACGGCUUCAUCCAACCCCGCAUGCUGGCGGAGCAGGACGUGGUCAUCACCACCUACGACGUGCUGCGCUCGGAGCUCAACUACGUGGACAUCCCACACAGCAACAGCAAGGACGGUCGGCGCUUCCGCAACCAGAAGCGCUACAUGGCCGUGCCUAGCCCCCUGGUGGCCGUGGAGUGGUGGCGCAUCUGCCUGGACGAGGCCCAGACAGUGGAAUGUACCACCGCCAAAGCAGCAGAGAUGGCGUUGCGUCUUGCAUCGGUCAACCGCUGGUGUGUCAGUGGAACGCCAGUCCAGAGAGGCUUAGAGGAUCUCUACGGUCUCGUGCUUUUCCUCGGCGUCGACCCCUACUGGGUGAAACACUGGUGGGACCAUCUGUUGUACCGCCCCUAUCUCCGCGGCAACACGGAGCCCCUGUACAGCGUGAUCGCUCAGCUGUUAUGGCGAUCGGCUAAAAAGGACGUUAUUGACCAGAUCCAGAUCCCCCCUCAGACGGAGGAGGUGCACUGGCUGCGCUUCUCCCCCGUGGAGGGCCACUUCUACCACCGGCAGCACGACGUCUGCUCCCAGGACGCCCUGGCGCAGCUCCGCAAGAUCUCUGACUGGAGCCUGAAGCUGGGCAGCCUGGACCGCCGCACGGUCACCACCAUCCUCUACCCGCUGCUGAGGCUCCGGCAGGCCUGCUGCCACCCGCAGGCCGUCCGUGGGGAGUUCCUUCCCCUGCAGAAGAGCACCAUGACGAUGGAGGAGCUUCUAAAGUCCCUGCAGAAGAAGUGUCGAGUGGAGUGUGAGGAGGCUCACCGACAGUUGGUGUGUGCUUUCAACGGGCUGGCGGGCAUUCAUAUCAUCCGAGAUGAGUUUGUGGAGGCGGUGGAGAUGUACAGAGAAGUGUUGCGUUCGUCAGAGGAACACAAAGACCGGCUGAAAACAGACUCCUUGCAGCGGCUCCACGCCACCCACAAUCUGAUGGAACUGCUGAGUGCAAAGCAUGCUGGGAUACCUCCUACUCUCAGAGACGACCGCCUGAGUGAAGAGGCAGAGCAUCUCCGGCAGCACUACAUGACCAAAUACAACGCUGAGGUUUCGGAUGCGCAGCAGGCCCUCCGGCCCGUGCUGCACAAAGUCAGCGAGCUCAAACGCAAGGUGAACCUGCGCUCCCCGUGGUGGAUGGACGUCCUCCAGAAUGCGAUCCAGAACUCCAUAGACGAGGACCUGGUGUCUCGGGUCCACAACGAGCUCUCCAGCAGCUACAAGCAGCAGCCCAACAAGUUCACCAUGGCCGACAAGUUCCGGGAUGGGCGUGGCCUGCAGCUGAUUCUGUGCACGCAGACAGACGAGCUGAUGAGGUCACAGAAGACGGUGCAGGAGGCUGUGAAGAAGCUGGAAGGUCCCGCCUCCAAGGACGUCAUAGAAGAGGCCACCAUUUGUCACCUGAGGCCCGUACGCCUGCCACUCAACAAUUGUGUCUUCUGCAAAGCCGACGAGCUAUUCACAAACUAUGAAUCCAAGCUGUUCUCUCACACGGUCAAAGGUCAGAAGGCCUUCUUCGAGGAGAUGAUCGAGGAUGAGGAGGGUCUGGUGGACGACCGGCUCCCCACCACCAGCCGGGGCCUGUGGGCCGCCAGCGAGACGGAGCGCACCCUGAAGGCGGUGCUCACCUUCGCCAAGGCCCGGCGCAUGGACCCCCUGCUGGUGGAGGAGGGGAACACCUUCAUGGAGCUGUUUGAGAACUGGAAGAAGGAGUACAAGGUUCUGCAUGAGUACUGGAUGGUUCUGCGGAACAACGUGUCGGCCAUCGACGAGCUGGGCAUGGCCACGGAGCGGCUCCGCGUACGGCUCCCCGAAGAGCCCAAACCCAAGGUCCUCCACAUCAUAGAACCACACGAGGUGGAGACGAACCGAGCGAAGCUGGUGAACGACCGUGCACUGGCCCAGUCCCAGCUCCACAAGAAGCUGGGCCAGCUCCUCUACCUCAACAACCUGGAGAAGUCCCAGGACAAGGAGACCGGGGGUCUCAACCCUGAACCAUGUCCGAUCUGCGCACGGCCCCUGGGACAAGAGUGGGCGGUGCUGACGUGCGGCCACUGCUUCUGCAACGAGUGCAUCUCCAUCAUCGUGGAGCAGUACAGCGUGGGCUCGCGGCGCCGCGCCAUCAAGUGUGCCAUCUGCCGGCAGACCACGGCGCACGCCGAGAUCUCCUACGUGUUCACCUGCGAGGCCUCCAGCCGCAACCAGGACAUCCCCAUCAAGGGGAGCCAUUCUACCAAAGUAGAAGCGGUUGUGAGGACCCUCAAGAAGAUCCAACUGACCGACCCUGGGGCCAAAUGCCUUGUUUUCUCCAUGUGGCAGUGUGUCCUGGACAUCAUCUCCAAGGCCCUGUUCGACAACACCAUGGAGUUCUCCCAGAUCAACGGCAUCCACAAGUUCCAGGAGAACCUGAGCUCCUUCAAGCACGAGGAGAAGAUCAACAUCCUGCUGCUCCCGCUGCACACGGGCUCCAAUGGCCUCAACAUCAUCGAGGCCACGCACGUCCUAUUGGUGGAGCCUAUCCUAAACCCCGCCCACGAGCUGCAGGCCAUCGGCCGCGUCCACCGCAUCGGCCAGACCAAGCCCACGUUUGUUCACCGGUUCCUCAUCAAGUCCACCAUCGAAGAGAGAAUGCAGGCCAUGAUGAAGACGGCCGACAAAAGCCACAGCGCGGCGGCGGCCAUGAAGCACUCGGAGGCGUCCGUGCUGACCGUGGCCGACCUCGCCGACCUCUUCACAGAAGACGGGGCGCCACUGGGCUAGACUGCUGCCCCCCCCCCCCCCACACACACACACGGCCAUACCCCCGCAACACGCAGUAAGACCGACCCAUCCGAGAGACCUCCUCUGAGACACGACCCCACACUGCAGGGCCACGACGCUUUACACAUUCCUUUCAUAUAGAUGUACAUACGUGUACAUACGUGUACAUACGUGUACGAGUGUACAUGUGUGUGUGUUCCGGUGCUGGUCGAGUCCAGAUCCUAAUAAAAUACAUUCAAAGGAUCUGGGGUCUCAUUUAUAACCGUUGCGUACGCACAAAACGGGUAUCUAUAAAAAGCUUACUUGACGGGAGAAUGUGCGCAGCCCUAAGCAAACUCUGACUCAUGCGUACGCAUGGUUUGGAGGAAAAGGAGAUUUAGCGACACAGAUGGUGGUGGUGAACUGAAGUCAGACAGAAGAAUUGUAGAGUGAGAAGAACGAUUAUUUUUUAUCAUCGCCCAUCAUAAAUUCAAUUUCAACCCGUAUCAUGCGUUAAAUCUAUGUAAUCAGAAUAAUUUAAGUCAACUGUUUUAUUUCUGUUAUAACUCCAGAAACAUCUCCAGUGAAAAAAAAUCUCUAUAUUUAAUCCCGUCACUCCAUACUGUCCACUGACGGCGCGACUGCAUGGAAUAAAGCAUCUGUCCAACAUGUGUCAAAAACAUAAUAUUUUUAUGUGACACUGUAAACACAUAAUCAAAUGUCAAUUAAAUCCCAAGUUUGGAAAACCAAGCCACAUACUCCUCAUCACAAUCGUUAUAUUAUUGUCCGUUCCUCUUGAUGCUUUUCAUGACAAAUCAGGCAUUAAAAAGGAGUUAUGUUCAAAAACAUUUUACGUGGGUGAUACAAACUGAUUAUCCAAGGUGUUCUCGGUCAGUCUUAUUACCAUAACCCUAUAAAUACAGCGGUGAGCCCUGUGCGUAAUGCUGCACCAUAGCACUGCUGGCACUGCUGGAGGACCAUGCAAAUGGCAGGAUUCGGAGGGAGAGGGUCUUCAAGGACCAUAACGAUUUAUUGGUACAAAAAAAUAUGUACCUUCACGUCAGACCACUUCUUUUUUUAAUCCUGGGACUGUGCGCUCCGUGCCACUGACAGAGUUCACUGCUGCAGCAACACGUUGCCACUUACUCUGCUUUUUGUUGUUAGUGAUCCCAAUCCCGUGACCGCUGAACAAAACUGCUUUUCGGGCCUCCACCUCACCCACACAUGUCUCCACUUCAACCUCCGUCCUUCUGCCAUUGUUUCCGACAAGACAUAAUAUUUGCGUCUGAGUCUGUUUUAUAUGCAGAUCGCAUUCAUGAGGUUGUUUGCAUUGACCAUUUACGGUUAAAAAGGGGCGUGUACAGGGCGGAACGUGAAACUGAUUCAGCUGCGCACACUUGUAGGCACUCUGUGAUUUAUAAAGCAAAGAUUGCUUAGUGGUGUGCGUACGCAGGGUUUUAUAAGUCUGAAUAUUUUUUGGCGCACGCAAAACUUGGCUUUAGGGCGUACGUACACAUUUAGUAACGAUCCCACGCACAGUUUUAUAAAUGAGACCCCUGAGAUGGAUGAAUGUUCCUCCUGUCUGUUUAGAUCAGUCUUUUAUUUUCCAGGUCAAUCUGAACAAUUGUGAAAAGAUUUUGAUUUGCGUUAUUGUAGAAUAUAUUUUUGCAGAGUAAUAAAAAUCUGUCUGAGGCAGGUGUUUGUUUUUUGCAAUUGGUUCCAACCAGAUUAUUUUGUGUUGGAUUUAUGUGUUGUAUUUUUUACUUUUCCAGUCAUAAUUCAAUGCCCUACUUUAAGAAUUAGGAAGGAAGGAAGCAGACCUAUAAAACACAAAGAUCGAAAGGAAGAGUGUCCUCCAGAUCCCGUUCAGACGUUCAUCUUAGGAUAAGAAGCCGGAAAACUCCUCCGACAGCUUGUCCUAUUUGCAAAACAAUACAGAAGAUCCAGUCACUUUGAAAGAGAGUCCCAUAAAUCGAUCCUCCUAAAAACAAAUGAGAGUUCAAGUUCUUGAGGCGUGAUUGCAGUAACUGUCUGUUGGGGUGUUGUGUUGUUUCCAUGGGCGGAAUGAGCACAGUUUGACCAUAGUAAUAAAGUCCCUCAUUAAAAGGAUCCCUUAUUAAAACCUUCACUCAUGGCCUGUAAUACAUUCAAUCAACAGCAUUUUAUAAAUAUAAUAAAGUAAUUAUGGCUAAUUGAAUGAAAAAUCGUUUGUGUCCUUUUUCUGAAGAUGACAUUUUCCUCUCCAAAAGGGAGGAAAAUGUACUCUUUUUUUACACUCAAAUUCGGUUCUUCUCCACUGUCCUGUCUCUGUCCUUGACUCAACAUUCUCCCUGUCCGUCUGUCUGUCUGUCAGUCCUUCCUGCACCAGUAAACCGGACAAAAGAAAUGACCCGAAAUAAAACAACAAACACACACGCACACAAGCGCCUCGCUGCUUGUUGUCCUGUCCCCUCCUCCUGUCUGUCACCAGACCUCCUCACCGAGGUACCAAACAAGCUGUAUGUUGUUUACCAGGACGUCUCUGGCUGCAGGGUUACCUUGGACUCCCCUCGCGGCU
Messenger RNA from Gadus chalcogrammus (walleye pollock), 7738 nucleotides. It is a transcript of the gene shprh, whose product is annotated as SNF2 histone linker PHD RING helicase. Gene Ontology annotation, biological process: DNA damage response; protein polyubiquitination; nucleosome assembly. The transcript is spliced from 30 exons. Gene Ontology annotation, cellular component: nucleus; nucleosome. The coding region runs from base 205 to 5202 and encodes 1665 amino acids. Gene Ontology annotation, molecular function: DNA binding; ATP-dependent chromatin remodeler activity; ubiquitin protein ligase activity. Lineage: Eukaryota; Metazoa; Chordata; Actinopteri; Gadiformes; Gadidae. The record is from RefSeq and is a predicted model, not a curated record.